Messenger RNA from Gopherus flavomarginatus (Mexican gopher tortoise), 735 nucleotides. Its product is annotated as kallikrein-14-like. The coding region runs from base 1 to 735 and encodes 244 amino acids. The record is from RefSeq and is a predicted model, not a curated record. Gene Ontology annotation, molecular function: serine-type endopeptidase activity. Gene Ontology annotation, biological process: proteolysis. The transcript has 5 exons. Lineage: Eukaryota; Metazoa; Chordata; Testudines; Testudinidae.
AUGGAACUGCUGAUCAUCGCGAUGCUGGUAUUCGGGGCAGCCGUAGCCUCAGACACAGAGGGAAACCAGGUCACUGGGGGGAGCUUCUGCCUCUUCCGCUCGCGGCCCUACCAGGUAGUGCUCCUGAGGAACGGCCGCAUCUACUGUGGUGGGAGCUUGAUAGCCCCAAAGUGGGUGCUAACUGCUGCGCACUGCGGCAGACGGGUCAGACGGAUCAGCUCUCUGUGGGUGCAUCUGGGAGAUUAUAAGCUACCGGCAAAGGAAGGCACAGAACAGAUACGAAGAAUCCACAACUUCUUCAUGCACCCAGGGUAUAACCUCUACCCUCGUGACAACGACUUCAUGCUUCUGGAAUUGGAUGAGCCCGCUCAACUCAACAACUAUGAGAACACAAUCAACAUGACUACCCAUUGUCCCUCUCCUGGAACACGAUGCAGUGUGUCGGGAUGGGGCACCAUCAAGUCCCCCCAAAGGUGGUUUCCAGCCACCAUGCAGUGUGCAGAUGUCUAUAGUGUCAGCCAGGCCAGGUGCCAGGACAGUUACCGGGGCAGGAUCACAGAUAAUACGCUGUGCGCUGGCGUGGAACAGGGUGGCAUAGUUACAUGCCAGGGCAAUUCAGGAGGCCCACUGGUCUGCAAUGGGCAGCUGCAGAGUGUGGUCUCCUGGGGUGAGUCUGUCUGUGCCCUGCCCGGACAGCCUGGGAUCUAUGCCAAAGUCUGCAAAGCUGUCCAGUAG